Colletotrichum acutatum is the source of this 696-nucleotide messenger RNA. RefSeq names its product acyl-CoA N-acyltransferase. The transcript is spliced from 2 exons. Gene Ontology annotation, molecular function: acyltransferase activity, transferring groups other than amino-acyl groups. The record is from RefSeq and is a predicted model, not a curated record. Lineage: Eukaryota; Fungi; Ascomycota; Sordariomycetes; Glomerellales; Glomerellaceae. Bases 1 to 696 code for a protein of 231 amino acids.
AUGGCAUUCACUAUCUCAGCCGUCACCUACGACGACGCUGCUGUAGUUUCAAAAAACAACAUGACAGCCUUCUAUCACACCGAUACUCAUUGGCGCGCUCUUUGGAAGUCGACGCCUUUGAAUGAGAUAAUCGAGGGCGCCACAGCUCGUAUGCCGCACAGCCUCGCCGGCGGUAGGGAGAAGAAGAGACACCAAAAAGCCGUUGUUGACGAUGGCGGUGAAGUCGUUGGCUACGCACGGUGGAUUCUACCCGAUGAUGACCACCGCAUUUCUUGGCCCGAAGCAGCUGUUCGCGAACCCAGUCAAGAGGAAGUCGACGAUUUCAGGGCAGCCUUCCAGGCCAGUACAGAUGGCGACUCUAUCAGUGGUAUGGACGGAAAACUACAAGCUGCUCUUGGACUGCCUCUUGAGGAGGCUGAAAUUGCCGCGAUGCGAUCACAGGAAGGCCCAUUCCUGGUUCUUGACUAUCUUGCGGUGCACCCAGAUUACAGGCGGAAGGGGAUUGCUUCAGCUUUAGUGAAAGAGGGCCUAGAGCAAGCUAAUGCCGUCGGAAUGAAAGUCUGGGUAAUGGCUACUAAGACUGCACAGCCGAUGUACGAGAAGCUGGGAUUUGAGCUCGUGGAUACCGUCGAAACAUCUGUCACAGAAUUCGGAAUUGCAGAGCCGCACAAGAAAGCCUUCUUGAUGAAGAGAUAG